UCAGUUUCAAGAUAUUGAAAACAAACUAAUUGUUGAUCGAGAGUUUAAUAUGUUAUGUUUAUUAUGUUUAAAAAAUUAUCUCUACACCAAUGUGUCGAAGAAAUUCUUUUUUUUUAGUUUUUCAUUGUUAAUUCACUGAUUGCAAGUACACGUCAUAAUAUACGCCCUGAUAUGAAAUAUUAUAUACAUGUAUGCAAUUGAUUUUUACAAGUGUGCUGCGAAUUUAUACUGUUAAACGACAUAUUUCUUAUAGUAAGCUGGGACCAUGAAUACAUACCGCAGACGUGGAUUAGCCAAGGUAAUAGCUGAAAAGGCGUUACUUAGCGAGUCCUUGAAGAACUUAAACAAAGCUACCUGGUACUCUGUGGACAAAUCCCAAUUAGACAACGACGUGUAUUCGAGUUUUGUGCAGAUGCACGCGGACGCGGACACCGAACGGUUCUUGGACGAUUCGAUCGAACAGAGCGACAGGCUAUUGCCGCAAGUGUGGAAAUCGAUGGUGUCAUCGGUGCUGAACGUGUUCAUGACGAAGACUUCGAUCAACGGACUGUUGCGGAGAGGAUCCAUGUUCGUGUUUUCCACCGACCAGAUCAGACGCCUGCUGAAUAUGACAUUUUUUGACAGCGGCUCGACGCUAAUCGAUUUGGGCGCCGGUGACGGAGCCACUACCGAAAAGUACUUGCCCUUGAUCCGUGAGAUCUACACAACCGAAAAAUCAGGGCCGAUGAUCCGGAUUUUGGCUGAAAAGGGUUUCAGAUUGUUGGACGUCGACAAUUGGUGGACUCGCGAAGAGAAAUUCGAUGUAGUGUCGUGUCUGAACCUGUUGGAUCGUUGCAGCAAUCCGGCAGAGCUCUUGGAAGAAAUGAAAAAAGCCCUGAAACCCAACGGCAGGAUCGUCGUAGCGCUGGUGUUGCCGUACAAACCCUACGACGAAUUCAGUUCCGCGGAACCGGAACAAAAAUUGCCGAUCACUGGCGUAACGUUCGAGGAACAGGUGUGUUCAGUGGUGCACGACGUGUUCGAACCGUCUGGACUGGAAGUUCUAUGCUGGACAAGACUCCCGUACCUGUGCGAGGGUGACCUGAGCCAGGAUUACUAUUGGCUGCAUGACGCCGUCUUCGUUAUGUCAGCGAAAACACCACCGAAAGUCGUCGAGAACGCAUAGCACUCCCUAAUCUACGUACAGGGUGAUUCUCUUGUUAUGGCCAUAUUAGUAAAUUACCACAGAUUAUAUACAAUUUUAUAUAAUCUGUGAUGUUACAUUAAUUUUCUCGGUGAAUUUAUGUAUUUUUGAAUACAUUUUCUUGCUUACAAUAAAAGUAAUCAGCUAAAGCGAAUACAACACGCAUUAUCGUGUUUGAUUUUUAUUUUCUGAAACUACAUAAUAAGUAUCAUAAGUACAUUUUUUAUUUUAUAUUACAAAGUUAAAUAUUUUCCUGAGAAGUUUAAAAUAAAAAAAAACUCUAAUUUUGAACCUGUGUUAUUAGUCAAUGACGUAUCUAGUAUAAUAUACUAAUUAGUAAUUACACUCCGAGGAGGGAUGUGAAAAUAUUUCUGUACAAAAUAUAGGUACACAACGUUCAUAUACAAAUGGAUAUUACCUACCUAUGUGGCUAUGUCCUAUACUCCUAUAUACAGGGUUUUAUUUUAUAAUACAAAAUCUAAUGUUCUACGACUCUACGUGUAAAAUAACGUCAAAUAAUAUCAAUUACUUCAUUCGUAUUGUGAUUUGUGAUGUUGUUUUUGUGCACAUUUGUACAAACCAGCUAUUUUAUGGUCAUGAGGAAAGGAUAUGAUCAUCCGUCGUACCUGAAAGUGUAGUCCCAUCGCAAAUUUCAUCUAUUCCUUGGUCAGUGACUAUUCCAUUAUAUAUAUGUUUCGUACGACGCGCUGUACCUAUAAAGCUAUAUAGGUACUUAAUCAAUUACCUAUAUGAUUUAAAGUUAUUUGAUGAACGGGGUAGUGAACCAAAGUUUUGCGGACUACCUAUUCCCUAUGUCAUAUUGCAGUACUCAUCUGAUCUUAAAUUUAAAUGUUUUCAAGUUUUAACCGAUUAACCACUAGUUGGAUAUUCUAUUUUAAUGCGUAAAAACUAUCAGAAAAAUAUUUUUGAAUCAGAAUUGGAAUUUUAAAAUUUACCAACCCAAGUCAAUAUUCAAAAGCCGACUACGAUAAAGAAAAUUUAAAAAAAUGUAUUUUAAUGACUAAAUUAUGUAAGAUAAAUAUUUUCCACAACAUAAAUUUAUUGAGAAAAUGACAGUACCUACCUACUUAUAUUAAUAAAAAAAUCACCCGAUACAUAAUAUAAUAUAUACGUAUUCACAGCGAUAAUGUCUUCAGGUAAAAUUAAUUGAUGGAAAGGUAUAAUAAAAACUCAUUUGUGUAUGUUUAAUA
This is a messenger RNA of Acyrthosiphon pisum (pea aphid), 2394 nucleotides long. Its product is annotated as methyltransferase-like protein 9. Lineage: Eukaryota; Metazoa; Arthropoda; Insecta; Hemiptera; Aphididae. The record is from RefSeq and is a predicted model, not a curated record. Bases 266 to 1165 code for a protein of 299 amino acids. The transcript has 6 exons. Gene Ontology annotation, molecular function: protein-L-histidine N-pros-methyltransferase activity.